Phanerochaete carnosa HHB-10118-sp is the source of this 2394-nucleotide messenger RNA. RefSeq lists its product as uncharacterized. The transcript has 7 exons. NCBI's taxonomy places the organism in Eukaryota, Fungi, Basidiomycota, Agaricomycetes, Polyporales, Phanerochaetaceae. Gene Ontology annotation, molecular function: iron ion binding; oxidoreductase activity, acting on paired donors, with incorporation or reduction of molecular oxygen; monooxygenase activity. The record is from RefSeq and is a predicted model, not a curated record. Bases 318 to 1655 code for a protein of 445 amino acids.
CUCACCUCUGUCCUCAGAUGCCCCACCCGUUCAGUCGCUACCGCCUCAGGCUCUUCGGGGACUUUGUGCGCAUCGCACUCACGCCGUCGCUAAUUUUCUGGACGGCCCGUGCGGUCACGAACACUCGGCUAGGCCUGCCGACACCGAUAGCGUGGAUCGCGUUCCUCUUUGCCGCAAAUUACGCAAGAGUCCAAUACUACGGAUAUCGGCAACGUGCGGAAGCUCGUCGUCGAGGUUGUCAACUGCCAGUGCAGGUCGUUGGACGAUGGCCCGGGAACAUCGACAUUCUCAUAAAGAUCGGGCAGGCAGCCCUCACGAUGUACCCGGGUGGCUUCUACCUCGGCCUGUUCGAGGAGUACCAGUGCACGACGCUGAACCUCAGACUGCUCUGGUCAGACAUGAUCAUAACGAUGGACGAGCAACACAUCAAGCACGUCCUCGCCACGGGCUUCAACCACUUCUGGCGGGGCCGGCGGCAGAAGGAGCGCAUGGAAACCUUCCUCGGAGACGGGAUAUUCAACCGCGAUGACGAGGAAUGGAAGAAGCACCGCGCGCUCGCCCGCCCGUUCUUCGCCAAGGACCGCGUCUCCGACUUUGAGCUCUUCGAGAAACACGCCGGCACGACGCUCGCGGUGCUGCGGGGCCUCGCGGGGCGCGGGGCGGCGGUCGACGCGCAGGACCUCUACGCGCGCUUCUCGCUCGACGCCGCGGCCGAGUUCCUGUUCGGCGAGCGCCUCGACACGCUGCACGGCGCGCUGCCCGUCGCGGGGCGGGCGCGGCUGGGCAGGAAGGGCUCGGCGACGGAGGACGCGUUCGGCGCGUUCGUCGGCGCGUUCGAGGCCGUCCAGAACAUCAUCACCACCCGCCAGGUCCGCGGCUACUUCUGGCCCGUCCGGGAGCUCGUCCAGGACGAGGCCGAGCCGCACGCCGCGGUCAUCGGCGCGUUCCUCGAGCCGAUCGUCCAGAGGGCGUUGGACAGGAAGAGGAAGAUGCGCGAGGCUGGCGUCUCGCCGACGACGGAGCACGAUACGUUCCUGGACUACCUGGCGGAGCACACUGAAGAUACGAAAGUGAUCAGAGACCAGCUCCUCAACAUCCUGCUUGCUGGGAGAGACACCACGGCGUGCCUGCUCACCUUCAUCACUUACGCGAUGGCUAUGUACCCCGAUGUUGCUCGGAGAAUGCGGCAGGAGGUGCUGCAGGUCUGUGGACAACACGAUGCGCCGACGUUUGACAAGAUAAAGUCAUUACGUUAUGUGCACGCCGUGAUCAACGAGACGCUGCGCGUCUUCCCGCCCGUGCCCAUCAACGUCCGCGAGACGCGUGAGCCCGGCGUCGUCCUGCCGCCGUCCGACCCGACGCACGCCGCGUCCGGUGCGCCGAUAUACGUGCCCGGCAGCACGGUGGUCAUGUACCUCCCGAUCCUGACGCAGCGCAACAAGGCGCUCUGGGGCGACGACGCCGACGUCUUCGACCCCGAUCGCUGGCUCGACGCCCGCCUGCAGCGGUUCACGGAGAACCCGAUGAUGUACACGCCCUUCAGCGGCGGCCCGCGCAUCGUAAGCACACACUUUUUUUCCCCCUUCUCCUCUCCUCUACCUCUCCUCUACCUCUCCUCUACCUCUCCCCUUCCCUUCCCUGCUGCGUCCGGCUAGAGAUGCUCACCUGUGCGCGCAGUGCAUCGGCCAGAACUACGCGCGCAACGAGGCGACGUACUUCCUCGUCCGGCUCCUCCAGCAGUUCGACAGCGUCGCGCUCGCGCCCGAGGCCCAGCCCGCGGGGUCGCACCCGCCGCCCGAGUGGCGGCACGACCCCGGCCGCGCGUGCGGAGAGCGCGUGCGCCCGGCGUACGCGAUGACGCUCUACGUCAAGGUGCGUUCGCCCCUGGGUCACGCAUGCGUGUGCGGCGUCCUGACGCAUCUGUCAACCUUCUCCAGGGCGGCCUCUGGGUCCGGUUCGGACAACACGCGGACGAUGCGGAGUAAGUCGGGCCGUUCCCCGCUCUCCCCACGCUCUGGCAGUGGUGCGAGCCCCCCGUGCCUCGCUGCUAAAUCCCCGCCGGCGCGGUGUCUGAUGCCGGUGGCGCCAUUCCACCUUGUUUUUUGUUUUUGUUUUGCGCACACCCACUACGUACGAGAUGACGCCAGUGCUGUGGUUGCGUCCUGCGGCACUUUCCGCCCAGAGCUUGGAUAGUGCUCCUCCCGCGCGGACGCCCACGGCGCUCACGACGACUUCCAACGACCCCCCCCCUCCCCCCUGCGGCACCGGAGGAUACCCUAUUUAUACGUAUUCUAUAGAGAGCAGGACACGUUCGAACUUGUAGACACGUCUCGGCUGUAAACACUUCUGUACACCGUAGCUUCCAUCAAAUGGACCCCGACGCCACGAGGCUCA